This is a messenger RNA of Hemiscyllium ocellatum (epaulette shark), 3144 nucleotides long. Its product is annotated as sperm-associated antigen 5-like. Gene Ontology annotation, biological process: cell division; regulation of attachment of spindle microtubules to kinetochore. Lineage: Eukaryota; Metazoa; Chordata; Chondrichthyes; Orectolobiformes; Hemiscylliidae. Bases 52 to 2646 code for a protein of 864 amino acids. The transcript has 21 exons. The record is from RefSeq and is a predicted model, not a curated record.
GAGGAGGUGAGGCCAGUGGUAGAUGCUUGCCAAGAGGUGGGGCGGGUGGAGAUGGGCACCAGCCCCAUUCCAGCCCCAGAACCUUGUGCCCUGAUGUGCCUCAUCCACGCUGGCACAAUGCAAACGCCGAUAAACACGUGGAGAUUGUUGGCAGAAGGAUUGGACCGCAGCCGGGUCACAUACCAAGAGGCCAGCACUGCAGUUACUCCUGUGGGAACAGAGUGUGCCUCGACCUGUGUGACCCCCGUUAACUUGGCUGAGAAGGCAAUCAAUACGUCUGCAUCAGAGGGUGCCUGUGCCGAAAUGAUGGACAGUGCAGUGCUCACAGAUUCUUUACUCUGGAACUUUUCCCGAGAGGCUCUGGAAUCAGUUCCACGAGAGGAUUUGGAACGUCGACUAGAGACUUCCUUGCUCAUCAAUGAGGUUCUCUCUGGCCAACUGAAAGACCUGUCCAAGAGUAAAGAUCUGGGCCUCUGGGCUGGGCCAGCAGAUCAGAGGGAUACCUUCACCCAGACUGACAGUUCGCAGACUCCCGAGGUAGAGGAUCAUUACCGCAGCUUGUACCUGCAGCAUGCCAGCAGAGUGCAAGAUCUGGAGCAGACUCUGGAGCAGUACCUGCAGCUCCACAGUGCAAUCUGUAACAGCCGCAAGCAGCAAAAUUUGCUGAUGCUGGAGGUUGAAGAGUGUUUGGCUGGUGCAGAUGGAGCUUAUGAGGAAAUGAAGAACACCCAACUGAACGUGCAGGAGCAGCUGAAAGGUGCCAGGGAUCUUGCCCGCCAGAGUACUAUCCAGCUCCAAGCAAUGACUCGGGUAACAGCGAAGGCCCUGGAGGAGAAAACAGUGCUAAAGAAAACGGCAGAUGAAGCUGAAUGGAAGAUGGUUAAUAUGCAACAGGAACUGGAACAAACUGCUUACGAGCUCCAUGGUGCCCUGGACAAAGUCAAACGGAUGGAAUGUGAGAAUCUGCAGCUGAAAUCUGGGCUGGAAAUCUUGACCAGUCAGCUAGCCAAAGUGGAGGAAGAACGCGACAAGCUGAUGAAGGACAACAGUAAAUACUUUGUGGAACUGGCAACAACUGAGGCAGCACUGAAACUUUCUGAGGCAGCACUGGUUGAGAGAGCAGAAAAGUUGCAGACCUGUGAAGCACAGAACAAGGAGCUGUCAGAUACUCUAACGGCGAAUGUAAAAAGUCUGGAAGAAGCUAUAGAUAAACUAAAGCAGCAGAAGGAAGCUUUAGAGCUGUCUGAGGCUGAGGUCGCCCGCUUAACUAAGGCUCUGGCACUUAAAGAUGAGGAGCUACAAGAACUGUCCGAUACCCGAGCCGAGGCUGCAUUGAUAGCAGACUAUAACAAGUUUAUGGAGCAGGAGCUGAAGGUGUCCCGUGAGCAUUUGCUGGAGAUGGAAGGGCAGCUCAGUGAACACGUCCGCCUCCUGCAUGAUCGCAACCUGCAGUGUGAGGAGCUGCGGGCUAAGUGUGAGGAGUGCCAAAGGAACCUGGAUACAGUUAAGGAGGAUGCACGAGGGAUGUUGCUGGAGAUGGGACAACAGAUGAACCAGGCCACAGUAGAGAUCUCUGCUCUGAAGGCUCAAAUACAAGAAGUCAUCAAGUCAGCUGGAGCCACUAUAAAGAACUGGCAUCAGAAUCAUCCAGUAGCCGCUGCAAAGACUAACCAACUACUCCCAGGAAACCAAGCACAGGAGGAGACAGCAAAGGAAGUGAAAGAGAGUGUCAAAGCCAGUGAAGAGCAUCACGAAGGGCCUCUGUGUAACAUCAGGAGCGACCAGAGUGCCUUUGCUCCCAUCAGUUCAACAGUGCCGAAUUCACCAGACCGUAAUAAAGUAGCUCCUCUUGACAUUGAAAGCUGUCCUGGGCUCAACUCUUGUGAAGGCACCAUAACUCCCAAGAAAAUGGAAACAGAGGAUACUUUGUUGCCCACUGUGGCUGAGCUACGAGAGUCCACCCAGAAGCUCCUUGAGGUAAUACAGCUGCGGGUAACGGACCUACAAGAAGAGAUAUCUACAAUGAGAGAGCAACGGAGGGCCACGUUCAGCAAGAACUGGUCAGAAUUGAGCAGUCUACAGAGCAAGGUUCUGACCUUGGAAACUGAGAACAGAAGGCUGAACCGAGAUCUUCAGGCGCAUGUUAAGACUAACUCUGAGUUGAAGAAUGCUGUAAGUCUUCAGGAUGAAACAAUCCUUGAAUUCAAUAAGCAGAUGGAGACUAAUUUGAAAGAACACACCGAGUUUUUGGCCAUGAAGGAAGAAGUCACUGGUUUGAAACGGCAACUCCAGCGCUCCGAGUGUGAGGCUGAAACCUGCCAUGAAGAGUUGACCAAACUACAGACCUCAGGUGGAGUACUCAACACGAACUGGCUUGAAGAGAAAGUAGAACUUCAUUACCAAGUGAGGAAGCUACGAGAGGCUUAUGUGCAGAAGGACAUUGAUAUGCAGGAACUGAAGGUGAAAAUGUAUAAUCACAAAACGAUCCUUGAAGAAAAUUAUCAGAAAGCAGAGGCAGAGUUGGCUAAACUCGACGACCUGAUUGAGCAUGUCAGACUAGUUCUCCUGUCAGUGCCCAAUGUUGUUGCAAGCUCAGUAGAGCUGAGGGGUCUCCUGCUUGAUCUUGGAGAAGAUAUAGAAGCAUAGAGGUGGUGUUUCACCCACUGAUCACUUGGAGGGGAAAGGAAUGAACAGUGGUUGCAGUAAGGAGUGACACAUAGGGUAAAGUUAUGGUGACAUUUUCUGACUCAGUAAUAAUAUAUUCAUUUUCUGGGACCAAUCCUCUGUACACGAGUGUCAUACGUUCAAGUCAGUUGUCAUCUUUGAAACAUCUGGAACUAUGGGGAGCCCAGGUGUUUUGGCUGAAAAUCAAAGUUGACUGGCCAAUCCAUCAAUCUAUCCUUUUUCUCCUGUGGUAUAAAUUGUUGUUAUUGUUUAAAGUUGGCAUUCUUAUGUUUGUCUUGAUCAGCAGAAGAGACACACAAUUUAGCCACAUGUCUCUGUUCAGCAAGAUUCAAGUUCUGUAUUGCAAAACAUAGAUCUUCAUUGUGUACCUCUGAUUCAAUUCAUGCUUCGAAGUACCAAAACCCCUGCAAACUGUGUAAAUGGCAAGCAAAGUAUUAUUUAUAAAUAAAAGGUGGAACU